Molecule: messenger RNA, 2047 nt
Organism: Helianthus annuus (common sunflower)
Lineage: Eukaryota; Viridiplantae; Streptophyta; Magnoliopsida; Asterales; Asteraceae
Exons: 5
Coding region: 22-1833 (603 amino acids)
Molecular function (GO): protein binding
Source: RefSeq, a predicted model, not a curated record
AACAAGCUUACGUCUGAGGAGAUGGCAACCCACACAACCGUUACCGUGCAACUGCCACAAGCGUCAACAGACAAUCAUCCAUGUGUAAAUCUAUUAUAUAGAGGAAGAAGAGAAGGCUACCUUGAUACCAUUGUUCCACUGUAUAGAGCAUCAAUAGAAGGAAACUGGGAAGUUGCAAAAGACAUCCUUCAGGGCGAUGGAGAAUUGGUAAAGUAUAGAAUUACUGAAAAUAAUGAAACGCCACUUCACGUUGCAGCAGCAGCGGGCCAUAGCACCAAGUUUGUGGGAAAUCUUGUGAACAUGAUGAAUGACGUGGAUGACUUUAAACUGCAGAACAGAGAUGGAAAUACAGCCUUUUGUUUAGCAGCUAUCUCAGGAAAUGUUAGCAUGGCUAAAAUUAUGAUUGAGAAGAAGAAGCUGGAACUGCGCUUAAUUUGUGGUAGUGACAAAAUGAAACCACUCUAUCUGGCUGCUUUUCAUGGAAACCAUGAUAUGGUGAAUUAUCUCUAUGGUCUUUUUAUAUCCAAUAGACAGAUGGGUACCUUGGAUUGGACAAAUGAUGACAUGGAUAACGUUUUGUUGAAAUGUGUCCAGGCUGGCAUCUUUGAUGUUGCCCUAAGAAUACUAGAGAAGAAUAAAGAACUUCCUCAAGAUAAGCAUGCAUGGAAUGUGCUACAGGUAUUGGCUCGAAAUCCUGCAGCGUUUCAUGUUAGAAGUUGGCCUAUUAUCCGUCAGAUCACAUCAACUUUGGCGUUGAUUGGUUUGGUGACCAGACCGGAAAGUAAAGCCACAACAUUACUGAAAUUACUUUGGGGAAGGAUAAUGGAAAGGUCUAAGAAGGUUAUUGAUGAAAUACUCAGAGGCCCCAUGGUUGUGGAAAAUAAUAAGGAAACAUACCCAUCUCAAAUUCUAUUUAUUGCUGCAGAAAUAAACAACACUAAAUUUUUGGUUGAGCUGAUUCGUGAGUAUCCUGAUCUUAUAUGGAAGAGAAAUGAUGAUGGACAAACAAUCUUUCAUAUUUCUGUUUCUCAUCGCCAUCACAAUAUCUACAGUCUGUUAUAUGAUAUUGGUUCAAUUAAGGAUCUGAUAACUCCUAUUACGGACCAUCAAGGCAAUAAUAUCCUUCAUUUAGUUGGACAGAAUCCGGAGAAAAAUGCUUAUGAGGACUGGGUGGCUGCUCCUUUUCAGAUUCAAAGUGAAUUCUUAUGGUACAAGGAAGUAGAGGAAAUAGUCCCUCCUCCUUGUAGAGAAGUAAGGAAUGCAGAAGGAAAAACACCCGAAGAACUAUUCAAAGAGAGCCACAAGGAUCUAGUUAUCCGUGGUAUGCAGUGGAUAAAUGAAACAAUUAAUCAAUCCAUGGUGGUAGCUGCGCUUGUAUGCACCAUAGGAUUUACAGUAGUUUUUUCAAUUCCUGGUGGAUAUGAUCAAAACAACGGAUUACCUAUACUCCUCCAAGACAGACAUUUCAUUGCUUUUAUAGUAAUGGAUGCCAUAUCCUUUAUCUUGUCUACAAGUUCGAUCCUCACAUUCCUAUCCAUCGUCCUUUCUCGUCACCAACGGAACACCGAAUUAAUGCUUCAAAAAUGGGUGAUUGGUCACUUAGCACUUUUGACCUCUAUACUUGCCAUAGUCGUUGCUUUUGGUAUCAGCUUUUUCAUUCUAUAUCGUAGCGCAUAUAAAAGCACAGUGCCAUUCAUAGUCUACCCAAGUGUUAUCAUACUGGUGUGUUUAUACGUCCCUGUGUACUUCUCUCUUUACACGGACGCGAUUAAGGCAAUAUAUAGUCGCAGGUAUCUCUUUAGGGCAAAACAUAUGCUCUACCGUAAAAUCUAAAGGUCUAAAUGUUUUUGUUAAGAUUAGAUUUGAAUUUGAAGUUCCAUGAGAAGAUAAUUCUCAUGGUCAUCUGUUACCAAUUUACUGAUGUUUAUGCGAAUAUUAUUUAUUUUUAUUUCUUUUGUAAGUUUGUAUGUGUUGGGGUACUCGUGCUAUCAAUGCAGAUUCUCCUUGUAUUUUUUAUCUUGGUUCUUCGAUUUAUCUACUAAUUUCA